Molecule: messenger RNA, 1782 nt
Organism: Periconia digitata
Lineage: Eukaryota; Fungi; Ascomycota; Dothideomycetes; Pleosporales; Periconiaceae
Source: the annotation of a GenBank genome assembly
GCAUUGCUCUGCCGCACCAUUGUGCACAUCGCAAAGAUGGCGGGAUCUAGCCUUACGUUCAUUCUUCACUUGUUCGCUUUUAUCUCAGGUGUUCACGGCAAAGUGAGCCUGAAAACGCCGGAGGAACAAAUCGCAUUAUGCAAACCACAAACCUUCAAACACCUCGACACGAGUCUAGGGGUCAAUGUUCUUUCCACAGAAGCCACUCCGCAAACGAAUUAUAACACUACCAGUCCUGCGUCCUUCAUCAAUGCUUUCGAAGGCCUCGACUUCUGUCGGGUCGAAAUCGUUUAUAAUCCUCCUAACAGUGCCCAUGAGGUGCGUGUUGAGAUUUGGCUUCCGUUGACAGCUCACGCUUGGAGCGGACGCUAUCAAGCAACUGGCGGAGCAUCAUUCAAGACCGGACUCGGGAGUUUGUAUUUCGGGCAAGCUAUCCACGAUGGAUAUGUUGUCUCUUCUACGGACGGCGGGAACCGUGGCAAGGACUUCUUCGAUCUUUCAUGGGCUCUGAAAGCCGACAAGACAAUAGAUUGGGAUCUUUUGCAUAUCGCUUUCACUAGCAGUGUUGCGGAGCAGAUCAUCAUCAGUCGAAGUGUAGUCGCAAAAUACUACGGGGAAUCGCCACGAUACUCGUAUUGGCAGGGCUGCGGACAAGCCGGGAGACAGGGAUACAUGCUUGCCCAACAGUAUCCUCACUUACUGGAUGGCAUUCUUGCGAAUGCGCCCGAGAUUCAUUUCACAGAUCUUACAAUGGGCGAGUUCUGGCCGCAACUGGUCAUGAAGGAAGAAGGGAUAUGGAUGUCGGAGUGCCAGUUCAACUUUUUCCGGCACAAAGCCCUCGAAGCUUGUGAUAUGCUCGAUGGGGUUAGCGAUGGAAUUAUAUACGACCCAAGUAUAUGCGACUUCGAUCCGCUACACGUGGUGGGAAAAACGUAUUACUGCGAUGGAGAAGAGUCAGAAGUGACGAUGGCAAUGGCCAACAUUGUGCGACGGAUUGAAGAGGGCCCGCGAACAUCCAUGAAUACGCCCAUCUGGUACGGAUUCCGUCCAACUAUAAGUAUGGACUACGUCGCCGCAACGGAGCGCCAUUCUUCGGGCACUCUCACCUCCAAGCCCUCCAACCAAGCUUCAAGUUUUAUCAAACACUUUCUUCUGAAAGACCCCACAGCAAACCUCACUAAACUGACAAACACCGACUUCUUUUCCCUCUGGACACAGGCCAAAACGACCUUCUCUUGGCUAUGGGACUCCUUCAACCCUGAUUUGCAUGCUCUGAAAGCCGCCAACACCAAACUUCUCACUUUCCACGGCAUGGAAGAUGCCAUGAAUCCCUGGGAAAACAUAGCGCGCUAUCGCGAACACGUCGAACGCGUCAUGGGCGGCGCAAACACUGUCGACGAGUAUUACCGUCUCUUUCUAGCUCCAGGCGUUGGACACUGCCAUGGAUGGUGGGGUCCAGAGCCAGUUGAUCCGCUUGCGGUGCUGGUGGAUUGGGUGGAGAAAGGUGAGAAGCCCGAGACUAUGGAAGCUAGUAUGGUGAAUACAGAUGGAGAGUUGGUUACGAGGGAUCUAUGUGCGUGGCCGGGCAAGGCGAAGUAUAUGGGGCUUGGGGAUGCAAAGCGCGCUUCUAGUUGGAGUUGCGAGGGGGGUACGGAGAGGGGUGAGGAUCAUGCGUUCGAGAAUCAAGAGCAGCUGGCCUUCGGGGAUUCGCCGGCUGGGCGAAUUCUUGGAGGUUUGAAGGAGAGGUUUGAGGGUAUGAACUUGGGGCUGAGGAUUGGAUGA